Messenger RNA from Musca domestica (house fly), 10998 nucleotides. RefSeq names its product diacylglycerol kinase eta. Lineage: Eukaryota; Metazoa; Arthropoda; Insecta; Diptera; Muscidae. Gene Ontology annotation, biological process: intracellular signal transduction; diacylglycerol metabolic process; lipid phosphorylation. Gene Ontology annotation, molecular function: protein binding; ATP-dependent diacylglycerol kinase activity. The coding region runs from base 1530 to 7184 and encodes 1884 amino acids. The record is from RefSeq and is a predicted model, not a curated record. The transcript has 15 exons.
AACAGGUAUAAAAAAACAAUUUUAAAAUUUUCAGUACUUCUUUGUAGUAAUUUAUAUUGUCAUUUAUUUAGAAACAAACAAAAAUUGUGUUUUUAUGUGAAUAUACAUCAAACUUUUGCAAUUAAAUCAGUAAUGGAAAUCGCCAAUAAUAUUCAACAGAAUUUUUAAUACUUCACGGAACAUAAAGAAGUGAAUUUUAAGGCAGCAAUCGACAAUAAUCAAUUGGAAUGUCAUAGAAGAAGACACAUUUAUCAUAUAUAAAGGAGAAAAAUAUGAAACAAAUGAAGUUUUCCAGUGGAUCUAAGUGUGAUUGCGAAAAAAUGAGCUAUCGACUUUCUGAGGCAUCCAUCCAAGUCAGCCAACAACAAACCGGGAAUAAAGCAAAACCAGAGAAAGUUCAUCUCAAUGUGAGUGUGAAGAGAACAAUUUUACGCACACACAUACAUUCACAUCCAUGGAACUCAAGCAUUUUGCAGUGCUGUAUGGCUUGGCCAAAAAGGAGAAUGCCACUUUUCCGAUGUACACCAACCAAACAACCACUCACUGACUACAGACAAAAAAGCUCAGUGAGGGUUGCGGUCUUGAAAUUGUGUGUGAGUUAAGAAUCUUUUGGAGCUGAAAAAAAAGUUAUAACAAAAUAAUAAAAAUUAAAAGAAAACAAAAACUGGACAUCUUCCAACCGUCAACUAAUUCAACCCGACAAAUCUUAAUACAUUUAAAUGUUUUCUGCGCUGAGAAAAACAAAAACGAGAAAACCCUAUUAAUCAUAUCGAUUUAAGUGGAUAUAAAAAAGCCAAUGUUUUUUACAAUUUUUAUACGUAAACCUACAUACAUAUUUUUGUGAAUGUUUCAAUUAAACUGUAGUUAGAGAUAUACAAACGAUUUUUAUUAAUAAAAUUUACCAAAACUUUAAUGAAACUAAAAAAAAACAGAAUAAAAAAGCAUGGGAGUCUUUUUUUAUCACCAUCAUCAUCCAUGGCAGUGAAAACCAAUAGUAUACUCUGAAAUAAGUGUAAACCUUCGUGUGUAUGUACAUGUAUGUAUGUGUGUGAGUGUUUUUAUUUAAUAAUUAUAUGGUACAUACCUGUUAAGACAUGUGAUUUUUGUAUUAAAUUAAAUUACAUUCGGUUCCAAUUCAAAGCGGAAACAUACAAUUCUCUUCGUCUUUGGAAUAUGUUUUCGAAUACCAAAGAAAUAAAUGAAACUGCAUUUUUAAGUUAAAACCUUCAAAAUAUAUAAAAAUCGUAUUUAUAAAAAUUAACUAUAAACGGCAAUACAAUGCUGCCUGUAUGUAUACAAUAUUUGUGAUAAGUCCCUCCCGGUCCUUCCCCGAAAAUUAUGCCAUAAAUCAUUUAAAAUUUAAUUGUUUUCUCCGACUACAAAAGAAGGAGAUAGCAAAAAAGAAAGAAUAAUAAUAACAACUACAACAAUAGCAACCCCAAACAACGUGACCCAACAACAACUACCAACAAAAGAACGUAGCAAGCAACAAGAACAGAAACACGAGCAGCAACAACAACGCCGAAAGAAUGUCUAAUCAGGGACUACUACGUGUUGCUGCAACGAACUCAGCGUUGCGUGGCAGCAGUGGUGGUAGUAGUGCGUGCAGCUCCGGCAGUGUAUCGCCCAUACCCAUACCGGUAAUUGCCAUUAGUCCUGGAGAUGAAUCCUCAGAAUCGGAAAUUGAAGCUGAGCCAGCAAAAAUAUUUCACCGACGUGUUUCGACGAAACGCAAUGUUAACAGUUCGGUUGCCAUCAAGGAAGGUUUCCUGCUGAAACAAACAUGGUCGUUCCAGCGUUGGCGUCGACGGUUUUUUCGCCUGAAACGUAAUAAACUUUAUUAUGCCAAAGAUCCCAAGAGUGAUGUAUUCGAUGAAAUCGACUUAUCCGAUUUGUGUACGGCCGAAUGCAGUAUUAAAAACGUAAAUCAUAGUUUCCAGGUUAUUACCCCCACUCGUUCGCUUGUAUUGUGUGCCGAAUCCAGACGCGAAAUGGAGGAUUGGUUAGGCUCCCUUAAAUCGGCCUCCAUACCGCCUCGCUCACGUGGCGACAGCUUUUUCAUCGAACAGCACGACAUCUUUGCCAAUCACCAUCACUGGUACGCCACGUCACACGCACGACCCACUUACUGCAAUGUCUGCCGCGAUGCCUUGUCCGGAGUCACGUCGCAUGGCCUGUCGUGCGAGGUGUGCAAAUGUAAGGUGCACAAGCGGUGCGCCGCCAAAGCUAUUGCCAACUGCAAAUGGACCACCUUGGCCACGGUGGGCAAGGACAUCAUAGAAGACCAGAAUGGCAGCAUUGUUAUGCCCCAUCAGUGGAUGGAAGGCAAUCUGCCGGUAUCGGCCACCUGUGCCGUCUGCAAGAAAACCUGUGGCUCAGUGUUGCGGCUGCAGGAUUGGCGCUGCCUGUGGUGCCGAACAACGGUGCAUGUGGCAUGUCGACCUCAUGUAGCCAUCGCAUGUCCUUUGGGACCGGCCAAAUUGUCGGUGGUACCUCCCACUUGUGUGCAUUCCAUUGGCAAUGAUGACUCGUGGGAUGUUGCCAGUCCCAAGGGCAACUUUUCUCCUCUGCUGGUAUUUGUCAACUCCAAAUCGGGAGACAAUCAAGGCGUGAAAUUCUUAAGGAGAUUUAAGCAGCUUUUAAAUCCGGCUCAAGUAUUCGAUUUGAUAUCGACUGGACCGGGAUUGGGUUUGAGGCUGUUUCGGCAUUUUGAGAUGUUUCGUAUAUUGGUGUGUUCCGGAGAUGGUUCAGUUGGAUGGGUGCUCAGCGAAAUUGAUCGCUUCAAUAUGCAUAAACAAUGUCAAGUUGCUGUGUUGCCCCUUGGCACGGGAAAUGAUUUAGCCCGCGUUCUUGGCUGGGGUUCCUCAUGUGACGACGAUGCCCAUUUGCCUCAGAUAUUGGAACGUUACGAGACGGCCAGUACCAAAAUGUUGGAUCGUUGGAGUAUUAUGGUCUUCGAAAAGGCCAUUGCAGUUCAACCGAAAAUGCCUAAAAUGUCCUUAUCAUCGGAACAGGAAGCCUUGUUGACCGGCAUGAUUACCUCGGCUAAUGAAAAUCUCCGUUCUAUUGUCGAAACUGAUGAUUUACCCACACUGAUGUCGGCCACAAAAACUCUCUGCGAAACAAUCGAUGAUCUCUUGGAGAGAAUGUGUGAAAAUCGCAAAGAGGACGAUCAGCUAACUGUGAAAUGUGACAUUCUAAGGCAAAAGGUCAACAUGCUAUUGGAUGCCUUGAAGGAGGAAGAGAAUGGCUCACACAGCGGUGAUGAGUUCUUGGCCACCAUUAAUAAUAUUAUAGCCAAAUCGGCACCUAAUUCACCCAUCCUAUCAGCAUCUUCAUCUAAUUUACUAAAUCCUAACAUAUCAAUGGAAAAGAAUGAAAAGGAUCAAUUAAAUUUAAAAGAGCGGCGCAACAGUCGCUCCCUGCGCGGCAGUGAACGUGAGGCACUGCAAAGUCGUGCCAACAGUGUCAAGCGGGCCAUGUACAAUGUCGUCGAACAUUCGGAGCCGGGACGACCAAAACGUUAUCAGCGCCGUUUGUCGGUAACGCCAUUUGAAGCUUUGAAAAUACCAACCACCACCUCCAGUGAUUCAACACCCUGCACCUCACCCUUGCCCAUUAUACCACCCAUUAAUGUUAUAUCGCCCACCAUGGAAUCGUCACGUCUCACUUGCAUAUCACCAUUACCGGAUACCAGACGUGAGUCCAUGGAUGAGCAUUUCUUCAAUACGAUUAGUUUGCCGGUGCCUCGGCAAUUUGCCGACAGUCGCCGCAGCUCUGGUGUACCAGAAGUCAUAGAGGAACAGGAGGAGAAUACCAACGGUGAGAUAACGUAUCGUAGGACCCGACUCUCUCUGAGUGGAGGUGCAAAUAUUGACGAUGCUGGUAAUCGUCUAUCGCCUGGCAGCGAAGGGGCUUCCACUCCCGGUGAGCGGAACUUCCUAACGGUACCAAUUCUAACUAACGAACACAUGGUCGAUCCCCUAUCCGAAUUUCGGCCCAUCGAGGUAUUCGAACGCAACUAUUACAUGAGCAAACAGCUGCACAAGGACAAGGAAACUGAGCAGCCAAGUGAUAAGGUAGCCGGCGAGGCCUUGGUGCACACGUGCGAUCUCCAGGUACCCAGCAUUGUAGUAUCCCAAAAAGAUGCUUGUAAUGUCUAUACAAGCGAUAACAUAACAAUAAUCGAUACAGAUGGGAAUACCGAACAAUCAUCUGAGGAGGAAUUCCAAGGAGAGCCAAGUGAUGUUUUGUCGGCCAUUAGCAAUGAGGAAUGCAGUGUGGCCUCCGAGAUAUUCGAUGGAAAAGAACCAACCAUACCGGGUUAUCAGCUGGGAGAUAUUCUACAGAAUCUUGACUCCAAUGAGUUUACCCACAUUGACUCGCCCGAAACAAGCGAUGAAACUGAAAAUAUACCCGGUGAAAGCCUUAUGGAUGACAUAAGUUCCGUGUUGGGUCAUGACAUAACCUAUGCCCUGCAGGAUAACACCAUAACGGAUGACACCACCCUAAUGUGCUCGGAGAGAUCAAUGAUACCACCACCCAAACCGGCAAGAGCCAAACAGGUUGCCGCAGAUAACAAAGUUAAUCCUUCACCACCACGCAUGCCUAGCUUGGCCCGCAUGGACAGCGAUGACAAUCCCCAACAAUUUGGCUUUGAGAACAUUGUUUUUGAAAUCGACAAUCGUUGUGAUGAUCAGAAGAUUCGAGAACCGCCACGUUACUGCUCUCUGGCUCAGUUUGUGGAAGGCAGUGACAUCGCAAGGCAAAGUUUUAAGCAGCUAUCGCUGGAUGAGACCAACAUAGCCAUAACUACGGCUGCAGCUAUCAACAACAACAGUGUCAAUACCCUGACUACGACAAGCGGCCACCAGCAGUCCGAGGAUGAUUUGUCAACUGCCACAGCCAUAAGGAUUGAAGUGAGCGACACGACCACCGUCACCAGUACCUCCUGUCUGAAGACGUCCCCCAAGAAAUCCAUACCAGGACAAGAUGUAAAGCGCAUUACUUUUGAUGACUCCUGUAAGAAAGAAUCAUUUGAUGAUGUUACUCCUCAUCACCCACAGAUAAGUGUUGUUGUCCGGCCACCCACCCCCCUGAGAGGAGAUGCCAUACGGCCCCUGAAUCCCGAUACUUGCAGCAGUCUGCUGGCUCUGCGUCUGCCCUCUGAGAUACGAAGGCACUCGAGCCAUGCCACGUCGUUGACGGUGCGUGAAUUUGACAAGGACAAGGAUCGCCGCCAUUCGGGCUUCAAUCCCAACUAUUUGAGCUUGGAUCCUGAACACAAUCGUUUCCUUAACUCCUCGCCAGCCGCCAGUCGUAGGAUCAGCUGUGGCAGUCUAUUCAAGAAACGAUCGAAGGGUAUUUUGUCGGAACGUGUUUACGGCUUGCUGGGCUUAAGACUUUUUGUUGUGGCCGAACCAGAUAUUCGACUGGCCACACUGGCCCUAAUCAGACCAUUGAUACAAUUGCCCAAUGAAGCCUUGCCCAAUCUGCAAAAUCUCAAGGGAUCCAAGACCAGUCUAUUCACCGGAUCGAGUAUUUUUGGAUUUGAUCACUUUGGUGCCACUCCGGAGAAGGAGGAAAAGGACAAAAAGGAAAAAGAUAAAACACCUUCCGAGGAGAAUCGCAAGCUGCCAAUUAUUAAUCCAAUUGUCAAGCUACCCAAUUGGCCAAAUCUCACUGGAGGUGGCUCUGGUUUUAUAUCAAAAUGUCUGCUUGCCAAUGCCGAUACACUUUGUGCUGCAGUCAGCCCUCUAAUGGAUCCGGAUGAAACUCUUUUGGCUGGCUAUCAUGAAAAAUGUGUGAUGAACAAUUAUUUCGGUAUUGGCAUUGAUGCCAAAAUAUCUUUGGACUUCCACAACAAGAGAGAGGAGCAUCCUGAGAAAUGUCGUUCUAGAGCCAAGAAUUAUAUGUGGUACGGAGUGUUGGGUUCCAAGCAGCUAUUGCAAAAAACCUGCAAAAAUCUGGAGCAACGUGUGCAGCUGGAAUGUGAUGGCCAAAGGAUACCCCUGCCUUCGCUGCAGGGUAUUGUGAUUUUGAAUAUACCGAGCUUCAUGGGCGGCACUAACUUCUGGGGCAAUUCGAAAAAGGAUGACAUAUUCCUCGCCCCCAGUUUUGAUGAUCGCAUCCUAGAGGUUGUUGCCGUUUUCGGUUCAGUCCAGAUGGCCGCUUCACGUCUCAUCAAUCUGCAACAUCAUCGCAUCGCACAGUGUCAAAGUGUACAAAUCAAUAUUUUAGGUGAUGAAGAGAUACCCAUACAGGUGGACGGCGAAGCCUGGUUACAGCCACCGGGUAUGAUACGUAUCCUACACAAGAACCGCGUGCAAAUGUUAUGCCGCAACCGUCAUCUGGAGGCCUCGCUUAAGACAUGGCAAGAAAAACAACGACAACAUAGCAUUUCCAUACAACGUGAUCAUUCAUCCACCGCAUCGGAACAUGCUACCUCAACGGAUGAAGUCAUCUCGGAGCGAGAAUGCUAUGUCCUGCUUAACUUCAUUGAGGCUGUUAGUUCGCUCAUUAAGUGGGUGAAAUUCUUGAUAAUAUCUCAUCCCACAUUGAGGCAUGAUUUAUAUUCGGUGGCCUGUCGUGCUCAGGAUGCCUUAGAGAGUAUCCAUCCUCAGGGCAAACUGUUGGAGGGUCCUUCAUUGCGCACCAAAUUAGUUGAGGUGAUUGAUUCGUCUCGGCAACUUUAUGAUGAUGCAUGUAAUUUGCUCAGAGAUCGUGGUCAUAGUUUGAUUUUGAGAGAGGAUCUGGAGAGUAAGUUGAGUGCUGCCUUGGCCAACAUGGAAAUGGAAUUGAAGAAGUGUUCGGUGCAAAAGUGUGUGGAUGGCAAACUGAGGGCCUAUUUCAAUGUGCUGGCGCCCAAUGAGGAGGGCGAUGGACGCCGCAAAUCACGAGCCUUUUGGACCCGUCUUCGCUCCGGUUCCACUGCUGGACAAAACCAAUUCAAGGCACCUUUGACCAACACCCGUGAAGCGGUUAGCAAUUGGAGUGUCAAUGAGGUGGUCACCUGGUUGGAGACCAUGCAACUCUCCGAAUAUGUUGACAGUUUCCUACGCAACGACAUACGUGGCAAAGAGCUGCUUACGCUUGGUCGCAGAGAUCUCAAAGAUUUGGGUGUCAUCAAAGUUGGUCAUGUCAAGCGUAUACUGCAGGCCAUCAAGGAUAUGAAUGAGAACUAAUUAUUUUCUUCAUAGGGAGCAGGAGGCUGUAAAACACCGAGAAUGUUUAUGCGAUUCUACAAAAUGUCUUAAUUGCUUAAAACAAUCAUAGAUCUACUCUAAAACAAAAAUCUCUUUAUACUCAACACACACACAUUUAUAUGACUAUUAACGAUGAUCAACAAAACGAAAGCCUAGCAAAGCUAAUUCCACACAAAAAUAGAACAACAAGUGCUACAAAUUUGUGUUAAUUUUUCAGAACAUCCAAAAGGAAAAAAGGAAAAGAGUUGCAUUUUUUAUAGGCUGAAAACUUAUUUCAUGUUUGUAUUCGCAUCGAGUUGCCUUCCUCGAAAUCGUAAAAACAAACUUUUUUUAUUUAACAACAAUUAAAAGCAGAUGUAGUCAGUCAUCCUUAACAGUUCCUUUUGUCCUGGUUCCGUUUACUCCUUAAGAGUUAUUUCCAAAACCAUCCUAUGUAUGAAUAAGUAAUUAUAAUAUACCUUACCAUGGCCUCCAUAGCAUUACAUUUUUAUACCCUCAGCCUUAUGACAACAGAGGGCAUAUUCGAGCUGAUACGUCAAAAUAUGUCCUUCAUAGUUUGGAAACUUCUCUCAUUUUAAUAUUUUUACCGAAAAAUUAUGAAGUUUAUAAGUUUGGUGCUCAUGGUGCCUCCGCCAUAAAAGGUGAACAUUUUGACACCUCAAUCCUCAUCUUCAAGCCUACACACGGCAAUAGGUCUUCCUGGUUCAAAAAACAGAUUUUUGAAAAAUACUCUUGUUUUUUUUUUCAAAAAAAUUUUUUUAAAUACUUUUAAGGAGAUUCUGACCAUACACAUAGCGGAUUUUAAAAAUAAUUUUCAAAGACAUUCCGACUAUAUAUAACUCGUGAAUUUCAUACAAAUAUUUUUUAUAUAAAUAUUGGAUUUUUGGAAAAUAUUCAUAGAGGAGAAUAUAAUUCCCGUCUUCCCGUCUAUAUAGAUCGCGUAUUUUUUUAAAAAUAUUUGUGACUAUAAAUCAAGGAUUUUUUAAAAAUAUUAUUCAAGUGAAAAAAUUGCUUCAUAUUCAUGGGUAUUUAAAAAUUACAACUACUAUAUAUAAAUAUUUUUUUUAAUCUUCUUUAGAUAUUUCACAUAUAAGUAAAUAUUGUGAUUUUUUUUUAAAUUUUAACAAAAAAUCGUUGAUUUUCUAAGAACUUUUAGGAGUUUUUCGAGGCAAAAAAUCUGAUAUCAUUUCAGCAAAAUAAUAAUAUAAUAAAUUGUUUGAAGGUACGAUAGGUCUUGUUUUGAGUCCCCUAAAAUAAAUUAAAGUAUAUUAAAAUAUUCUCUCAAUGACCCAAUUUUUCCCUUUUAAUAUUUCUAUUCUUUGCUGCAAAUGCAACUCUUUUCCAAAUUAUAUUUCUACAAAACCCCAGACGAAUAUUAGUUACGCUAAAUAAUUACAAAAAACAAAGCAAAUUCCCGAAAAAAACCUGAAAAACCAGCAAAACGCAAACACAAAUUAUGUUUAAGAAUUUUUUCAGAAAUCCCUUAAAUGUUACAUUUAAAAACAAAAAUUAUAAUAUUUAAUAUUAAGUUUACGAUUUGUUUUUAAAAAUUAAACGAAAACAUAUUUAUAUUUAAUGAUGAUAUAAAUUACGAAUUUAAUUUCACUUAACAAAAAAAUAUUUCUUUAAAAACAAACGAAACAAUUCCCGCAGAAGAAAAAUUAAAAAAAUUAUAUAUAUUCGUAAUGUUAUUAUUAACUAUAAAAAAAUAAUAUUAAAAACAAAACCAUGAAACCAACAGAUGCAUUCUAAAUUUUAAAAGCAAUUCAAUUCAAAAUUUAAAAGAAAACAAAAAAAAAAUAAAUUAAUUAUUUAUGUACACUAACUUUGUAUUAAAAAAAAAUAAAAACAAUUAAGUUUAAGCCAAAAAGUAAAACAACACUUACACACAAACGAAUAUGAAUGACUGUUUAGACAAAAAGAAAAUUUACCCAUGACACAUAUACAUGCAUACAUACAUGAUGAAUCAAACAUACAUGCAUACAGUAUAACGAAAAUAUUGAUAUAAUUUUAAGUAUUUUUCCUUUUAAGAUGAAAAACAAAAGAAAAAGAAAAUAGUUAUUAUUAAUAAAUUAAUCACACUUCACACACACACGAAGAGUGACACAAAUUUCAAUCUCAAUAACUUACACUACUACAUCCAACCGAAGAAUGAAAAUCCUAUACAUCAUUUUUAUAAUUAAACGGAAUCUUGUGUAUUUAUCUUGUUAACUCAUGGACUCAAAGGUCCAAUGCCUAAAUCAGAAUUCAAUAAUUUUCGAUAUUAAGGAAAAUUGCAAAUCAGAAAAUUGCAAAUCAGAGCGAUCUUGCUUGUACUUCCAUUAUGGUAGAAUAAAUUGUAGUUUUGCUUUAAAUAGGCGAUAUUUGGAAUUGAACUUAAUUCACACCUGUUAUGAGAUCUCAGCAAUAUUUCUUGUAGUUCUUUUGGAGAUUGAUCGUAGGUAAUCAAUAACCAGAUUAGUUCUUGAAUCGACGAUGACAGUUACAUAUUUCAGCAUUUGAAUGCAAAACAAUUAAAAAAAUAGCUAGUCCUAUAGUAGGCCUACGUUUUAAGCAUAUCAUUUUUUUUUCAUUAUAUAGCUCAACGCUUUCUUUCCUAAAAAAGGAAAAAAUGAAUAAAACCUAUGAAAACAUGGGUUAUAUUAAAUAUACGCCUUAUCAACUAUGGGAUCCAAAAAGGCUCCAUCGCUAGCAAACAAAAAUCCAUUCAAUUUUCGCUCUGGCCUACCAAGCCCCCAAACCAAGAGCAUUGGGCACUGAACUUUUCAGUCCAUUUGUUAAAAAAAGAGCCCAGUUAAAUACAUGACGUUUCAUUUGCACUUCAAUUUCAUUCACACAUCAGGACAUACAUACAAUCUUAUAUUCUACAUAUAUGUAUAUGUAUUUGUACAUUGACAUACAUACAAACCCUAAAAGUCUUGAAACAAAUUCGAAAUACGCUUAACAAAAACGAAACUUUUUUCGUGAGUCAUAGUUUUUAAUUUACAAACUUAUUUUUCCCUUUUUAUUAUAACUUUUUUCGUAAACGUAUAUUUAAUAAAAACCAAAAAAAAAAACUAUUUAAUAAAAGAAAGAAGAAACAAAACAUAAAUUUAUAUAUAAAACAAUUUAAUCAUUAAAUCUUUUUUAGAUAUUAUAUGUAUUAAAGAAAAUUUAAACUUAAAAGCAAUUUAAAGCAAAAAACUCUAAAAUUUUCCCCAAAAAACUUAUGAAUAAACCCCUCCCCCCAAUCACCCACUUAAGCAUAAAACAUUCCAAAAAAAUCAAAAGAAAAUGAUUUGAAAUUGACUAUUUUGGACUUGCUAUAUAAACAUAAAAACUGUGAUAUAAAAGCAGUCCAUCCCUUCAAGAAAAAAUGUUCUUAACUCCUUUUUCCCAUCCUUUUCCCCCAUAAACUAUUAUUUUCUCCCAAAAAAAAAAAAACUGCCCAUAUUGUUUUUUCCAAUAUUUAUAAAAAAAUAAACCCAAAACUUAAAACAAUCAUAAACAACUCAAUAAAUAAAUUAUUAACUAUCUAUCCACACAUAGACACAUAUGAGAUACUCAAAAGACAGUAUGAGAGAAUGAUGUGCAGGUUCUUCUCAUACCAUAAAAUAAAACUUGGUUGUUGUUUUUUAUUAUUAUCAUCAUUUUCUCUCGUUUAUAACUUGUUGUGCAAAACAGAUAUCAUGGAAAACCAAAAAAAAAUAUUAAUUUUUCAAAGAUAACAACAAAACAAAAUGUCUUUAUAAUCAUCCUUAAAAACGAAAUAAAUUUCCAUAUUUUUUUGUUUAUUUCUUUAAAUCUUUACAAA